Messenger RNA from Lathyrus sativus (Indian pea), 1404 nucleotides. Lineage: Eukaryota; Viridiplantae; Streptophyta; Magnoliopsida; Fabales; Fabaceae. The record is from the annotation of a GenBank genome assembly.
AUGAAUGACAUGAGUGGCUUCGCAGAUAGAGUCGUGACACUGCUGAAAUUUUCAUGCCGUUCUCGUAUUCACGUUAAACAAAUUCAAGCGCAAAUCAUUCUUCACAACCUUCAAUCAAACACCACAAUCGCAUACAACUUCAUCACUGCAUCUCAAUCUCACAAUCUUCUCAACUCUGUUACACCUCUCUUCACUCUCCUCAUUCCAAAACCCCAUGUUUUCAUCUUCAACUCUCUCAUAAGAGCUUUCUCCCAUUCCCACAUUCCCAAUACCCCUCUCUCCCUAUACUCCAACAUGCACAAAAACUCCAUCUUCCCCAACAAUUUCACAUUCCCUUUCCUCUUCAAAUCUCUUUCCGACUCCCGCAGCUUCGUUCAAUCCCAAUGUGUCUACACCCAUGUUGUGAAACUCGGUCAUGGUAAUGAUGUUUAUGUUAAUAACUCUCUUCUUGACGUUUACGCUUCGGGUGGUUAUGUUGCACUUUGUCGACAACUGUUUGAUGAAAUGCCUCAGAGAGAUGUUGUGUCUUGGACUGUUUUGAUUAUGGGUUAUCGCUUUGGUGGGAUGUAUGAUGAUGCAUUGCUUGUGUUUGAACAGAUGCAGUAUGCGGGUGUGGUUCCGAAUCGGGUUACGAUGGUGAAUGCUUUGGCUGCUUGUGCUAGCUCUGGUGCUGUUGAAAUGGGGAUUUGGAUACAUGAUAUGGUGAGGAGGAAUGGGUGGGAGUUGGAUGUGAUUUUGGGGACGGCGUUGGUUGAUAUGUAUGUGAAGUGUGGGAGAGUGGAAGAUGGGUUGAGAGUUUUUAGUUAUAUGAAGGAAAAGAACGUGUUUACUUGGAAUGCUGUUAUUAAAGGGCUAGCUUUGGCUAAGAGUGGUGAGGAGGCUAUUUUGUGGUUUAAUAGGAUGGAGUUUGAUGGAGUUAGAGCAGAUGAAGUCACUUUGGUUGCGAUUCUUUCGGCGUGCAGUCAUUCAGGUUUGGUGGAUAAGGGUCAAUUGAUAUUUAGUAUGUUGGUUGAUGGAAAGUAUGGAUUUUGUCCUAAUGCCAAACAUUAUGCUUGUAUGGUUGAUCUCUUGGCUCGUGCUGGUCGAUUGCAAGAGGCUUUUAAGAUCAUGAGAUGUAUGCCUUUUGAGCCGACAAAAGCUAUGUGGGGAUCGUUGUUGAUUGGUUCAAAAUUUCAGGGGAACUUUGAAUUCAGCGAGUUUGUAGCUAGGAAACUAGUUGAGAUGGAGCCAGAUAACACUUCCUAUUAUGUUCAACUGUCGAAUCUGUAUGCAGAGGCGGGAAGAUGGAACGAUGUUGAGAGAGUAAGGGGAAUAAUGAAAGAGAGAGAACUGGCUAAGGACUUGGGUUGUAGUUCUGUGGAGGUCGAACACCAAAGGCCUGCCAGUGAAGUCUUGGCACUGUAA